This is a messenger RNA of Exserohilum turcica Et28A, 1464 nucleotides long. RefSeq lists its product as uncharacterized. Lineage: Eukaryota; Fungi; Ascomycota; Dothideomycetes; Pleosporales; Pleosporaceae. The transcript is spliced from 3 exons. Gene Ontology annotation, molecular function: monooxygenase activity; iron ion binding; oxidoreductase activity, acting on paired donors, with incorporation or reduction of molecular oxygen. The coding region runs from base 1 to 1464 and encodes 487 amino acids. The record is from RefSeq and is a predicted model, not a curated record.
AUGUCGAAUCUACCCAAGUGGCUGCUCGCCGUUUGUGCGCUCAUUUCAUACCUACUGCUACGCGCGAUAUAUCGAUUGACACUUCAUCCCUUGAAGUCGUUUCCCGGCCCCGCGAGUCGCGCAAUAUCGCAUGUUCCGCAUGCACGAUCCAUACUCAGCGGCUAUCUACCCCACGAUCUGACAUCGCUACACGCCAAGUAUGGCGACGUCGUACGCAUAUCCCCUGACAUGGUGUCGUUUAUCUCGCCCGAAGCAUGGACAGAUAUCUAUGGCCACGGGCCUAACCGCAACUUUCCCAAGUGGGGGAUGACGCGCAGCCAUAAAACGGUCGACCAUCUUUUGUCGGCCAACAAUGCAGACCACGCGCGACAACGGCGGACGGUCAACCAUGCCUUUAGCGACAAGGCACUAAGAGCGCAGGAGGAACUCGUUAUGCGCUACAUUGACCAAUUUAUGAAUGCACUCGCGGCACAGUCAGGGGCUGACGUCAAUGUCAAGAACUGGCUGGAAUACACUGCUUUCGACAUCGUCGGGGACCUGGCCUUUGGCGAACCUUUUGGGUGUCUGUCGAACGGUGCCUACCAUCCCUGGGUUGGCCUUUUAUUUCCUUUUAUCAAAGCACUUUCUCUCUUUGGAGCAGCGAGGCUGUUCAAGCCGUUUACACCGUUCCUCAUUGCUUUGCUGCCAAAGGAAGACAUCAGGGCGCGCAUGCAGCACAUCAAGCUCAGUGCCGAGAAAGUGCACAAACGGCUUGCAGCGGGUGAACAGCCACAUCGAUCAGACUUUUGGACAUAUAUCCUACGCCACAAUGACGAAAAAGGUAUGUGUAUCGAAGAAAUGGAGUCCAAUGCCAGUCUGUUCAUCACGGGGGGAAGCGAGACGGUUGCCACGGCGCUGUGCGGAAUCCUGUACUUGCUCGCGAAGAACCCGGCGUCGAUGCAGAAGCUGCGUGAAGAGAUUUUCGCUGCAUUCGAAACAAAGCAGGAUAUCAACAUGCUUAGUGUGGGCGGUUUGAAGGUGUUGCAGGCCACCAUAAACGAGGGCAUGCGUAUCUAUCCACCUGUUCCAGCCGGUCUGCAACGCAUAGUACCAAAGGGAGGUGCAAUCAUCGCAGGGCACGCUGUGACUGAGGGAACGAUUGUCAACGUCUCUCAACAACCUGCCUACCACCUCGCCAGCAACUUUGCACAACCCGACCGCUUUGCGCCUGUACGCUGGCUCGCCGACGCGUCGGCCGAGUACUCCCAAGAUAAAAAAGACGUAUUUCAGCCUUUCAGCACCGGGCCACGCAAUUGCGUGGGGAAAAAUCUUGCCAUGGCAGAGAUGAAGUUGAUACUUGCACGGUUAGUGUGGCAGUUCGACUGGGAGCUGGCGGAUGAUGCGUUUGCGCUUGAGAAGCAAAGGGUUUUCAUCAUGCGUGAGAAGCCAGACUUGAAUCUGCGUAUUAAAAUAAGGGGUUUGUAG